Mizuhopecten yessoensis (Yesso scallop) is the source of this 13534-nucleotide messenger RNA. RefSeq names its product proto-oncogene tyrosine-protein kinase ROS-like. Gene Ontology annotation, cellular component: membrane; signaling receptor complex. Gene Ontology annotation, biological process: positive regulation of kinase activity; multicellular organism development; protein phosphorylation. The transcript has 38 exons. The record is from RefSeq and is a predicted model, not a curated record. Lineage: Eukaryota; Metazoa; Mollusca; Bivalvia; Pectinida; Pectinidae. The coding region runs from base 332 to 7711 and encodes 2459 amino acids. Gene Ontology annotation, molecular function: protein binding; ATP binding; transmembrane receptor protein tyrosine kinase activity.
CUGGGUGCUGUGAAGGUUUGGUCAGGGUGCUGUGAAGGUUUGGUCAGGGUGCUGUGAAGGUUUGGUCUGAGUGUUGUCUUCCUGGUCCUCACUUCCAGCCCCAGAGCUGAAGCAUGGCAGUAAAAGUCAUUCGUCUGUGGUCCUCCACUGGGCGGGGCCGACCCACCCUAAUGUUACCUACUACAUACAGAGUCGGAUCACAGACUUCAACAGUGACUGGGAGAUUUACAACCAAUCAUCUCUACAACCUGGAGGUGACAUCAGUAUUACUGGCCUCCAUCCUUACCUCACAUACCAAUUCAAAAUUUUACUUGUGAUUACUCCAGCUCACAUGAAAGCUACCCCAGAGUCUGAGAAAAUCACAACAAGUCCAUUUGGAGCUCCUUCUUCACCCCCGUAUAUCCUGGAUGUGUCAGCGCCGACCCCCUCUGUCAUCACCAUCUCAUGGAAACCACCCAUCUUUACCAAUGGUCCAAUUCUUGGCUACCGUUUGAAUCUUGAUCCUGUGAACCAUCCUAGCCUGCAUCAGGUGAAUCGUGAGGUACCUGGCAACAUGACGUCAUGGACGCUACAGCAGUUGCAGUCAUCACAGUUGUAUUACAUCACUGUAUCCGCAUGGAACAGUGACGGGGAGGGGCCUGCCGACUCGGCCAAUAUCACCACACCAAACGCUGGCAACCUGACAGAGGAUCGAAUGCCCUACCUGAUACUGGGGGAGGACAAUAUAGUCCUCAAACAGAACAUGGAGGAGUGGCUAUACUCCAAACCACACCAACUUCAUACCGAGUCAGACAGUAUGUUCCUCUCAGGGACCCAGGCUUUGUUUAAUGCCUCGGGGGACAUAAAAGGAAUCGGUGUACACAUCGCCCGUGAGGCCCUAGUGGUCAGUGUCCAUAGCGAUACCAUCAAACAGGUCCACUACGUUCACAUCACUGAACCAGAGAAGCUGAGGCGUGACAUCUACCCAACCUUAACCAACCCCACAGCUAUCUCGGUGGACUGGCUCACUGACCUUGUCUACAUUGUCAAUGACCUUCGGAUCUACCAGUGCGAGAUUGAUGCCGAUUCCUGUGACAUGGUUGCAGCAGGGCCUCUGUCUACCACUGCUACAGACCUGGAAAUGGAUCCUUUAAAUGGGUUUUUGUACUUUACUCAAAGUGGCGACAAAGCAGGCCUUUACAGAAUUGAUACUGGUGAUAUCAGGAGCAUGGGCCGUUUCUUUUCUAUGCCAGCUAAACCCAAACUAGUGAUAUAUUGUGAGCUGAAGGCAUUCUUCAUAGACCAUGGUAACAUGCAGCUGUAUUUUCCCAACGACUCUCAGAACACCAUGCUCACCUCAUUCUUGGAUGGCAGUGGUCUGGUGGACUUGCGUAAGGGCAAGGUUGUACGGCCAAACUACCACAACAUAACCAGCAUGGUUUUUUAUAAUGGCACAUUCUGGUGGACCAAUGGUAUCAAUGUGAUGAAGGAGGAUUAUGAUGUCAACAGGGACAUGUUCUACCUCAACUUCCUGCCCUUCUUCACUCAUCACUACACCUCCUUCAACCUGUACCUGCCUACCUCCCAGCCACCACCAGCGCCACACAGCCCACCAGAGAAUCUUCAAGCCCUGUUCACCUCUACUAGGGUCAAGGUCAAGUGGUCGGAACCCCAGAAGUUAUCAUACCAAGGUCGAGGGGCAUGGGCACGCUGGCAGUAUGAAGUCAGCAUUAUGAUGAAGGAGACCCGUGAGGAGACCAUCCUUCGCGGCAUCGAUGAGCAGACACUGGAGCAGGUGGACAUGGUACCGGACAAAAUGUACAUCAUCAAGGCCAGGGCCUGCUGUAAGCUUGGCUGCGGGCCAUGGUCCAGCGAAUUUAUUGGCCGUACCCUGCCUGUAGCUGCAUCUGAUGCCACCUUGCUGUUUUCCUGGUGGCUGCGCAUAUCAAACAGGUUGAUAGAGGUAGACAUGUACGGCAAAAGAGUCAAGAUGGCUACAAUUGCUUCUACUGCAAAAUUUAAAGAUUUUGCAUGGAGCAGUACAGAUAUCUACUGGACCGCAGACGACGGGAAUGUUUAUGCGUGUGACCGUGCCACUCUGGGCUCCUUUAGUAAGGUCGCUUUUGCAGGCAAAUCCGUCUCUGCAAUCACGUAUGACUGGCUUGGCCGUAAACUCUACUGGUCUGUCUCAAACCUUGGGGUGAUCCGGCGUUCCUCUGUAGAUGGUGGAUCUGUGGAGUUUGUAACACAGGGGACAGCCCACCACAUGGCUGUGGACUCCCUAGGGGGCAGACUCUACUGGACCACCACCAACACUCUCGAGUCUGCUGCCCUUAAUGGAGAUGACCACUUCCUCCACUUCUCUAUUCCAUUCUUCUCCGGUAAACAUGUGAUCAGCUUGACCUUGAACCUAGACAUGGGCAAAGUGCUUUGGUACGUACGAGGUUACAGGAAGCAAGAGAUGUACAUGACUGACCUUGUCCAUAACGGUGAGGAACACGACCCAACACAACCCUACAGCUUCAUUGGCAGCUUCACAAAUAUCUCUGAGAUGUCAGUACUGCACUACUACUCACACCGAAUAUUUUGGAAGAAUUACAACAACAAGAUGGUGGUUGGAGAUAUGGAAUGUAACCACACUUCUGAUGUUUCAAGUUACAGUGUGAAUGGUUUUACUGUGUUACAUCACUCCCUACAGCCAUACCCAGUUGGUGAGAAUGAAACGACAUUGAUCAUCGUACCAGAGGCUGUUCCUACGGAGAGCAUACAGUGUCAAGGUCACUGGGCAGAGUUCAAUCUCACAUGGAGUCCAGCAUCCGUCACAUAUGGCAACGUCUUUUACGAAGUGUCUAUUGAAGUACCAGAAAGCUCGAACAAGAAAAUGCUGUUUCAGAAAAUGGAAGACACUUGGUACAAGAUGUCCAAUCUGCCCCCUUAUAGUGAGAUCAUCAUUUCUCUACGAGCGUACACCUAUUGGGGCAAUGGACCCAUCACCACAGUAACUGUACACUCCCCCAUGUCAGUACCCGGAAAACCUCUACAGCCACGUGUGUACGUAACUCCAUACAAGGAUGCACUAACUUCCCAUCAUGCAUUGGCCGCAGACUUUCGCUGGAUGAAGCCAAACAUCACUAAUGGUCCAAUCAGCCAUUACAACAUCUCUCAUUGGUCUUUGAGUGUUGGAAAUGGUCAGGUGUUUGUAGUGACAGGUCCAGCCACCGCUCGGCACUUCAUCCUCGACCAUCUCCGUCCCAACGCCUCAUACUCCUUCCAGGUGUGUGCCUGUACAGCUGUUGGUUGUGGUGAGAAGUCGGAUAUCGUUGUUGCCCAACAAGAUGUUGUGCGACCUGUUCCUAAACUGUUGGUGGCCACUGCUACUUCAAUCAAGAUGGCUGAGAUAGACAGUUCAGUUAACCUCACUGUUGCCAUAGAAACAAGUGUUCCAUCUCUGGCUGUCACCUACCAAGCCCAGAAUAACAGGAAGUUCUGGAUUUCAGAGGACGGAAUGUUGAUGGAAUCUGUUAACAACGACAUACACCCUUUGAUGAAGCUGAACCGUUCGGGGGUGGACCUGUCGCUAGACUGGAUCAGCCAGACUCUGUACACUGCCGAGGUUGACCACACCCGAGGUAUCAGCUCCCUAGGAGCCUACAAGCUGGACCAGGGCCAGUAUGUCAGCCUCCAGGACCGACCCCAGGCCAUUGGAGCCGUUGUAGCUGACCCCUACACAAGCAAUGUGAUCUGGACCGAGGAGGGAUUGAACAGAAAUCAGUACACAGUAUACAAAAUGAACUCUAACCAUGACAUUGUGGCUGUGUUUUCUACAAUGCGUCGACGGUUGCGACGAGAGGUUACCUCCCUUCCCUGCACAUGCCCUAUGACAGUCACAACGAGUAGGUCACUGGCUGUAGACCACUCCAGUAACAACAAGAUGGAGAUGAUUCUGUACCACCUGAGUGACAAGGCCCUCAUUGCAGCGGACAUAGACGGUUGUCACUGUAGGACAAUACUUCCUGGCACCAGUGUUUCAGACUCUGCUCCGGACCUGCUGUCUGUUGAUCACCUCUACAUCUACUGGUACAACAAGGCCGCUGGUCAGCUAUAUACUAUAGACAAGGCCACCAAUGUGGUGACCCCUCAUGCCAUGCCUGGAGUGAAUGACCUCCUUGCCUAUGGUUCACAACUCCAGCCUCUACCGGGUCUGGACUGUCUUGAUCCUGGACCAUACAAUGGCAGUAUUGUGAUGGUACGUCACACAAAUUCUUCCCUAUCAAUCCUCCUGGAGGAGGUGGGCUGGCCAGCCGAGUGUGACACAAUCUCUCACCCGAACACCAGGUACACAGUCUUCUUCAGACAGGGCUCCCAUGGAGACAGGUGUGGGGUCGAUGGCCACGACUGCGGAUCACAGACAUCCUACGAUCGCCCGAUUACAAUACCAGGCCUGGAGCCAUACAUGGAGUAUGUGGUACAUGGAGCAGUUAGCAACUACUACACUGAAAACCUGGAUAAGGUCCUUAGUGAGCCACAGGUCUACCGCACCAAGGUGGGAGUGCCAUCACCUGCUACAUCAGUCAUCCUUAAAGUUUUGACCUUUGACCAGAUGAGUGUGCGAUGGUCACCACCACUUCACAGCAAUGGCCCCCUACAGGAGAUCACAUACAAGGUCAAAUGGACAGUGGUGACCAAGGGACAGACCCAGGAGAUGGAGAUGACCCCUGCAAUAGAACUUCCAACAAGUAUAACAAGAGUCCCUAUCCACAAUGUCACCCUCACCAACCUGCUUCCUAACCACGAGUACAAGGUCAAGAUCCUGGCCUCUAACAAGGAGCGAUUGGUGUUUAGUGAGACAGCUGAAGUAAAGGCCAAGACUUUCGAGAGACUCAAUGACAUUGAACUGGUGGAAAGGUCAGAAGAUACGCUCAACGUAUCAUGGGACAUUCCUGGGGACCAAAGUGUGUACACUGGCACCUUCCUCUACUACCGGAUAGAGGAGGGGGAGGGGUUAGCAGUGAAGAUGGGCCAGACUGUGUUGCCUUUCAGGGCAAAGAACCGCACCCAUUACAACUACACUAUCAGCCACCUCCAGCCCUACACUCAGUAUAGUGUCAGACUCAGGCUCGCCCUCAGGAGUCUAAUGAGUAUGGAAUGGCCUAAGGAUGACCGCUUUGUUUUCAGAACUAAAGCCUCUACGCCUCUAGAGCCCCUUCCUCCAGAGGUACAGAAGCUCAAGUCUCAAGUGUAUGUAGUGGUAUGGCAGGAACCGCAGGUUAACGGUGAGAGUAUAUCUCACUAUAUCCUACAGUACAGGCAGACAGACAGCGACACCUGGGACCAGGCCUAUAAUGGCUCGGAGCUUCGUUGGGUGGUAGACAAAGAGGUCACACCACCUGGACAUGACUAUGUCUUCAGGGUCAAGGCCACCAAUGAAAUUGGAUGGGGACCUCCAAGUAAUUCCAGUCUGACCUUCACCUACAUAGAGGCCCUUGUGCAGAUGGACAACUCAAUCAUCUUGGCUAUCGGCUUGCCAGUUGGCCUCAUUCUCAUCGGUAUUGUCAUUCUGGUGGCCUACUGCUAUGUGCGAUGGAAGAGACAGGACCUCCAAAAGAAGCGUCCCCAAUUUAUUGCGGUGGCGCGUGGUCCUGAUGUAGAACUAGCGACACUGCGGGAGCUACCACACACAGCUUACCAACAGAGUAACACUUUGUAUGCCAUCAGUGACAUUGCCUCCUUGCCUCACUUCCGACGAGAUCAGUUGAUGCUGACAAAGUUUCUUGGCAGUGGAGCCUUUGGAGAAGUGUUCGAGGGGUUGGCCAAAAACAUUCUCAGCGACACGUCUGGUGAAACUAAGGUGGCAGUCAAGACUUUAAGGAAGAGUGCAUCCGAUCAUGAAAAGGAAGAGUUCCUAAAGGAAGCAGUCCUCAUGAGCAACUUUAAACAUGAGCAUAUCCUCAGUCUGCUCGGUGUGUGUCUCGACAACGACCCAGAGUUCAUCAUCUUGGAGCUGAUGGAGGGUGGUGACCUCCUAUCCUUCCUCCGUGCUUGUCGACCCUCAACGACCAACGCUGCAUUCCUGUGUAUCACAGACCUGGUAAAAAUCUGCGUCCAUGUGGCCCGAGGAUGUAAAUAUCUGGAGGAGAUGCACUUUGUCCACAGGGACCUGGCAGCCAGAAAUUGUCUUGUAUCCAGUAAAACACCAGCAGACAUGGUGGUGAAGAUUGGUGACUUUGGUCUAGCCAGAGAUAUCUACAAAAAUGAUUACUACAGAAAGGAAGGGGAGGGUCUGCUCCCUGUGCGAUGGAUGUCCCCGGAGGCACUGGUGGAUGGGGUGUUCACCACACAGUCCGACAUCUGGGCAUUUGGCAUUCUGAUUUGGGAGGUGAUGACCUUUGGACGACAGCCAUAUCCAGCCAGAACCAACAUUGAGGUCCUUCAUUAUGUACGAUCCGGCGGUCAGCUAGAGCAGCCCGAGGGCUGUCCCGAGGAGCUCUUCCAGAUGAUGCGGACUUGUUGGGUGGAGGCCGAGGACCGUCCUUCAUUUUCUGCCGUUCUCCAACAGCUUGAGGAUUUCCACGAAAAGUGUGUGUCGCUGUUUGCUGACUAUAUUGUCCCUAUCCGCUCUCGAACAUUCAACCCUGAUGCGGGUGGCUCAACUUGUCAUCGUCAGCCAAGAGAGAGAAAAACGAGACGGAGGACCUUAUCUCAUGGACAUGACCCUGAUUACAAGGGAGAUGGUGAAGUGCUAUAUAAAAAGAUUCAACAUGCUACAUCCUUUGAUAGUCCGGAGCCUCGUGAUGAGAUGGACUUAGAACUGACUUAUCGACAGAUAGCUAUGCAGAACAGCGCAUGCACAGACUAUCUCAUUCCCCACACCCAGGGCACACCUAAGUAUCUCCAGCUCAUCCGUGACCCAGUGGACCGACGUAUGCGCAAGACCUCACAGGGGUCAAGUCGACACAGUUCCUGUUCUAGUGAUAUAUACUCCUUAAACUCCAGUCUGCAGGUGGCACUUCCACCCCUCAAGCAGUAUGAAUCUAUCCAUUCCAUAGACUCUGACCACCAUCUGUGUCCAGAUGCCCCAUACUCCCCGGUUAACAGCAUUCCAGAGGGCUACGAAUUCGUCCCUUAUCCUUCCCAUCUCACUAGAGAUAAAACGGCCGCCCCUGAUGGGUAUGCUAUUGUCAAUGGCCCACCUAGGCGUGUGUCAAGCAGCAGUUCACAUGAUGGGAAGAGUGCUCCCAACAUGCAGUGUGUUCCAAACAGUUCAGUUCCCGGAGGAUAUACUCCAGUGAAUAUCCCCUCUAAGAGCGGUUUCUCUGAGGGAACAAGCAGUAGUGCUGAGGUGAUCAUCAGUUACCCGCGGGCCUCGGUAGAUCGUGGCUACAGUAGUGCAGAGGCACGCCUCUAUUACACGGGGCCUGACUCUAACCUAGCAAACAACCUUAAAAACAAGUCCAAACCUAUCUACCCCCACAUCGCUCUCACAGACAGCAGGAACUAUGUAGACUGUAACCGGAACAAGGCCUCCUAUCUCAGCCUCGCUUCUAAGUCUGACUGUUCUCACCUUACACAGAACUUUGACCCUGCCAAACUACAGGCAUACUGGGCCAGUAACAGUCGCAUCCCAGGGGGUCAGGACUCCAAGAUCCCUGGGGGGCGGUCCCGGGGGCAGGUCUACCCACUUGGAGAGGCCCUGGUGACAGGAUACUCAGACGUACAGGCCAGUCUGGUGUGACACAGGACCAGGGACAUCUCAUAGGUGUAACGCAAAUAAAGGAUUGAAUCACAAGUGUUUAUGACAUCAGGAAAUGUCAUUGGUGUUUAGUGGACAUAGAUAUGUCUCAAAAUGAUAUAUUAGAUGAUAGGGACAUCUCAAAAGAUUAUAGGACAUUAGGGAUGUCUCAAAUGAUAUCUUUAACAUUUACUCAUUCACCCCUGAAGACACAUGUGAACCCUUCCAAUUCAAAUGUUGGAAUAGUUCAUUAUGAAAUAUCAGGGGGGAAGAGUAAAGGUUAUCUCAGAAGUUAAUUUAAGACAUAAAUGAUAUCUCAAAAUGCUACACAAAUACUCCUAUUUGUAGCUGUGACAUUAGGAAUGUCUCGAAAUGAUGAAUUUGACACCGAGAUGUGUUAAGCUCAAAAGUGUUACUCUUAAAGAGUGGAACAAUUUCAGAAUCAUGUGUGUGAAAUGUUGUAAUUUUAUGUUGAUAAGGAUCAUGUCUCGCUGUUUACCAGAUAGGUUGUCUCCACAUCCACGACAUAGCUCAGCCUAUUUAGGUUCCUUCAUGUUUUACUGUGUGAAAUGUUGUAAUCUUAUGUUGAUAAAGAUCAUGUCUCGCUGUAUACCGGAUAGGUUGUCUCUACAUCCACGACAUAGCUCAGCCUAUUUAGGUUCCUUCAUGUUUUACUGUGUGAAAAUGAAUGCCACAAUUAUGAUUUAAUAACACAUUACCAUUUUAACUAUUUCCCGGAUGCUGUAUAAUGUUACCUGUCAAUCAAACUGUUGUAUGUGAUUUGUUGAAAUGCACUGUUGACCUUUUAUUACAUCAUAUUUCAUGAAAACAAGUGGUCAUAUAGAAAUGUCAGGCUAUCAAAGAGUGGAGCGUUAUUUUUAGAAAGUAUUUCAUGUUGAAAGAAGUAAGAUGAAAGAUUCCACAGUAUUGCCAAACAAUUAGUGAAACCAAAGAUUCCCAGAGUCGUGGUGUAAAUCAGUGUUCUGUUAGUCUUAUUAUAGUCUUAUUAUAAAUAGUAGUCUUGUUCUAGUUUUUUUUAAAUAAUACCUGUAUCAUCUACUAAAUUACCCAAUCAGAAAAAGGUGUUUUUUCUCACUGCCCGGUUUAAAUUUAAAAAAAAAACCAAAGUUGUCAGUAAUUGUAUUCAUUCUUCAGAAUUGUAACGUAAGGAGUUAUAUGCACAAAGCGAGGUAAAUGUUAUCUAAUGCUGCAUAGUUUAGGUUUGAACAAAGAAAAGUAUUUGAUCAAAUCUUUAUGUAUAUAUACUUACAUAAAUAGGUUGCUUACCUCUGAUUCACCAAAGCUACACAUAAAUAGGUUUAUUUCCUGUGAAGGUUUAUGGGUCAGUCUGGGGUCAUUAAGUGUUAGUUGGGCAUAUCAGUCCGUAGUUAACCGGCCCCAACAUUGCUGGCAGAGUGACGUAGCGUUCAGACUUACCUAAUGGUCUGGGAGUCGACGUCUAUAUAGCUGUGAGGCUUUCACAAGUAGAAGACAAUUCCAUAGAAAUGUAUCCUUUUAACCUGUAUAUAUGAUCUUACACAGCAAUACAGAAAUCAGAUGAAGCCAUUUUCAGAUUCUAUUGUACAGUUGAAACCAUUUAAAAGUUUCCAUUUGCUAAAAUAGUAUUGAUAUAUAUAUAUUUGUGAUUGUUGUACCUUGUUAUGACUUUUGUCUUGUUGAUAGUGUUGAUGAUGUUGUUUUUAUGAUAACAAGUUUAAAAGAGUCCCAUAUUAAUGUACUGCUCAGUAGAGUAUAGCUAUUGUCCAUGUUUGUUUAUUAGGUGUGAACCUGAUCUUAAGGUGACCUUGACCUCAAUGUUAAUGUCUAAGGUGACCUUGGUUACUGUGUAUCCAAGGUGACCUUGACCUCCAUGCUUUACUAUGUUCUGUAGCCAUUCCAACUAACACUAAGCCACCACAGAAGGGAGCUAACUGUCAAAAACAAAGCAGUUAUAAGGAAGAUAAGGUCACUCCAAUACAUUGUAUAAGAAAUGCAUUGUUAUGUUGAAGAUGGCCAUGGCAUAGCAAAGGUGGCCUUUGUAUAUUUAUUUCCAAUUAGUAAUGCUGCAAGAUAGUAGUUAAUAACUUCACUAGGAACUGAGAAGUCAUUAGUCAAUGACAGUCAUGGAAUGGUAAGAUUUACGAACAUGGAGAAACAGAGUUGGAAUGGCUGUAAAGAUGUAGUUAAUAAUACUGAUAGCCACACAGUGUGACUGAUGGGUUAGAAUGAUGCUAUAGUCCAUACACGUUUUGUUAGGCAUUUUCCUGACUUCUAGUUGUCUGUCCAUUUACAAUAGCUAGGAGUAAUAAUUAACAAAGAAAAAUAUUUAUCAUAAUUUCCUUUUUCACAUCUUGGCUCCCCAGAUAUCCUGAUGAUAGAGCGGCGAGCUUAACCACUGCGGCAGUGUUCACAAUUCUAGUUGUGUAACAAAAUGUCGCUUUUCUGGAACACUAUCAGCAACAUUUUCGAAAUGUUUUAACUCCGUAAGAAGGCUUGCAACCUAUAAUUGUCUUCAAUCCUUUAAAUCAGAUAUGAUGACACGGUAAAUUGAAUGUUGGUCAAGUAUCUGACUAAAGAAGUUGCUUGUUUAAAAUACUGACUGGAGUUGUAUAGUGAUAGUCUAUUUUUGUAAUAAUGUGAGUGAAAGCCUUGUUAGUGUGUCGUGUUACCCCACUAUCAAAGCCUUGUUAGUGUGUCGUGUUACCCCACUAUCAAAGCCUCGUUAGUGUGUCGUGUUGCCCCACUAUCAAAGCCUUGUUAGUGUGUCGUGUUUCCCCACUAUCAAAGCCUCGUUAGUGUGUCGUGUUCCCCCACUAUCAAAGCCUCGUUAGUGUCGUGUUGCCCCACUAUCAAAGCCGCGUUAGUGUGUCGUGUUACCCCACUAUCAAAGCCUUGUUAGUGUGUCGUGUUGCCCCACUAUCAAAGCCUUGUUAGUGUGUCGUGUUACCCCACUAUCAAAGCCUCGGUAGUGUGUCGUGUUACCCCACUAUCAAAGCCUCGUUAGUGUCGUGUUGCCCCACUAUCAAAGCCGCGUUAGUGUGUCGUGUUACCCCACUAUCAAAGCCUCGUUAGUGCGUCGGGUUACCCCACUAUCAAAGCCUCGUUAGUGUUUCGUGUUACCCCACUAUCAAAGCCUCGUUAGUGUCGUGUUUCCCCACUAUCAAAGCCUCGUUAGUGUGUCGGGUUACCCCACUAACAAAGCCUCGUUAGUGUGUCGUGUUACCCCACUAAUAUCAAAGCCUCGUUAGGGUGUCGUGUUACCCCACUAUCAAAGCCUCGUUAGUGCGUCGGGUUACCCCACUAUCAAAGCCUCGUUAGUGUGUCGUGAUACCCCACUAUCAAAGCCUCGUUAGUGUGUCGUGUUACCCCACUAUCAAAGCCUCGUUAGCGUGUCGUGUUACCCCGAUAUCACAAAGGUUAAUUAUCAACAACACACCUGUUGUUCUAUUCUUUUGAGAUUCUAAUAUACAGAACUAGGAUGUCAGUUGAUUUGUUAUCUGUAAUAAACAGAUGGUGUUUUAUUUCUAGCUGUCCAGUCACGAGUUGACAGUCAAUAGGAGGGCCAACUUCACUGAUUACUAGUCCAGCCAUUCAGGGGAAGUGAUGGAAAUAGGAAAUAUUAAUUUGAAAUAAGCAAUAACAUAUUUUGCCCUCUAAGAGAUUUAUUGAAGCCUUUAUUUAGAUCAGCCCUUGAACCCUUGUUUCGCCCAAGUGUCCAGUAUAGGCUAGGAGCAGGGUCCAAACCAGCAAUUUUGUGUACAUUUGUUCACUUUGACCAAAUCGUUUACGGUUAUCAUUUUGUUUUUCACCAAAGUUCAUUUAUACCCAAAUACUAGAUAUUUACUAGACAUACAUUUUGUCGAUUGGUUUCUCAGCAGAUAUGUGUUUUUCAAAAUAAUAGAAUCAUAAAAUCAUGAUGACAGUAGAUAAAAGAAGCUGUCAUAAGACUUUGAUCUGUAAUUUUGAAGGAUUUAACACACAAAAAAUCUGCUAUUUGAAAAUUACAUUUAAUGAUAUUAAAAAUUAAAUAAAUUAAAUAAAAUUUGAAAUGCUUUUAAACUAAUUAUAUUGUAAGUAUCAGUUGAAGUUUUUAUUUCAGGAAGAGAUAUUUCUUGUACAAUAUAUUGCUGAAAGAACAGCAUUCCUGAUACAUGUAUAGUCGUGACAGGUAUUUCAGAGCACUGGAAUUGAUCUCAAGGAUCAUCGGUGCCUACAAGUCUCUUGCCGUCUCACAGCUUAUGUACAGAUUUUGUUGUCAAUGUUAUGUUACCAUGUUUACCAGGUGUUUUUUUUAAUCAUUACAAUCUUUAUUGAUUACAGAUUAUUUUAUGAUUAAAUAAAGGAUAACGUUAAAUUUUGAAAAAUGUUGUUUUAUACUUUUCUAAUUUCCCAAUAUCAUGGACAAAUGAUGGUACAUGCAAAGUUUCUGUAAUUGUAACCUUGACUUUCAACACUGACUUUCUACUAGUCUGUAGAGAUUGAUGUCAGGAACACCGGAGUUUCAUGAAAUUUGUUUAAAACCCUUUGUUGGGGUGGUAUAGACGCGACAUAUGUACUAGCUCUCCAGUAUCUUGUACAGGUUCUGCAGCUGUGAGUUCUUACAUACCAUCUUGACUUUCAACUGGACUGCAGAGAUUGAUGUCUGGGACAUUUUGUUAAGUUUUAUAAAACUUUGUAAAAUGCAGUCGGACAAACCAGAUGUUGACAGACCGUGCUACGGACGGAUGGACAGGAUGACGCCAAUAUACGCUUUGCCAAUGGCAGACUUAUAUAUAAAAAGAUUGUACAAGUUAUGGUACAGACAAAAAGUUACAGGAGGAAGAUGAAGAACAUGACAGAAUGAAAACACCAUGUCUCCAUUCUCAUGAAAAGGACAUAUAAUUAAUAUAAAGAGUACACGCAAAACAUAUACAUGGUUUUCAUUGUGUAUUUUUUUUCAAAACAUGUUAAAACGUAUUAAAUUUGAUCAAUACAUGUAUAAAGCUGAUAACAUUAAAUGAGGAUAUUUACAUACAAACAAGUGCUUAUGAACACUUGAAUCAUCAUAAUACAAACUAACAAAUCCCCUUGAGCAGAGUAAUUGUUUGAUCUACACUCUCAGCGCAGAAAACAAUAUUGUAUAACAGUGAAAAUAAGAAAUUCCCGUGAUCAAUCAGUGCUGUAUUUUGAAAUAUUGGCUAAAACAUUAAAUCAACGAAAAAUUAACUUCAUGGAAAUUAUUUUUAUUUUCAGUAACAUGUACGUUGAAUGGCACAAAUUAUAUAUGAAGAAGAUAUUAAAUAUGAUGGACUCUCUUCAGUCAGCUCUUCAGCCAUACAUACAUAGUAUAUACCACGACAUUUACAGAAUAACUAGUAAUUUCUACAACAGGUUAUAAUAAUGAUGUUACAAUGUCACACCAUUACAUUAAUAACAAAUUACUUGCGGAAAAAAAAAAGAUAUUUUGAGGCUCACUACCUGAGGUAUAAGUUUGUACACUUGAGUGAGUACUAGACUACUCUAGUACACUGAAGUGACUAGAAUCUAAUGUGUGUAAGGAGCGAGACGGGUAAUGCACUACAGAAAUAAAAAUGAAGACCGAGUAACAAUCACAACAAGUUUACAAAUACCAAACAAUUAACCUCCAAACAUACCUACUUUUGCUAUUAAUUGAUUAAUAAACAAGAUGUUUGGAAUAGAUCUUCUCCUAAACAAAACGAAAUAAGAUGUAUAAUGAUAUCAAUGUUUUAACGCCUUUCCUGUCCAUGCAAGCAGAACUUCUGAACAAAUUCAUAGGACUGCUUAAAUCUAAAAUGCUGUCAUAUUAUUUGAUCAAAAAGAUAAAAA